Monascus purpureus is the source of this 3405-nucleotide messenger RNA. The record is from the annotation of a GenBank genome assembly. Lineage: Eukaryota; Fungi; Ascomycota; Eurotiomycetes; Eurotiales; Aspergillaceae.
CAGAGACAGGGAAGUGAGACGAUGAAUGCUGAGAAGAGAACAGAAAAACCCGGUUGGCAUUGAUGCCUCCAUUGGCCAAUUGCGGUACAACAACAACCAAGGUUAUCGACGAGCUCCUCCGCCGCCAUCCGGGCAGGUAAAUCGCUAAUGCGAUCAUGAUCCAUUCAUUAUUGUCUCUGCCCGCCUCUCAUUCCACCCCGAGCAGUUCGACCUCGUCCAUCAUGCACCCGUCCUGACACGGUUGUUGGUGAAUUCUUGUCUUAUUCUCCUCGUGCGAUGUACGGCUACCCUGACACAUCCGGAGCCAGGCGAAGACCAGUGUCGCCUGCUUCAUUCUCCGUCAAUACGACUCCAAAUGUGAGUCCCUAUGGCCAAACGUCCGGAGUUGUUACCAGAGAACCACCCGGCCCGCCUUCUCCGUUGUCCAGAGGAGGGCCAUCGGCUCCAGCUGAUCAACAGCAUUUGUCCAGAGCCACCACUGAUAGCUAUUUCCUUCGCCCUCCUAUCAAUGCCGGGCCAUCGUCCGCGCCGCUACCUUCUCCCUACGACUUCCAGAGAUCCGCGACAGACUUCCCUGCGGCGACAGUCUCUACCUCCGCAUCCCAUCCUCAACAGCAGCCCCAGUCGUCUGUCCAAAAGGCUUUCGCCGACGCUCGCCACUUCUUAGGAGGGUUGAUUGAACACCCCACCGAGAGUACCAAACAUUUCACCAUUUUACGACAUUCUCAUGGCAUCGUCUUCUACCGUGGCAUCACCACGACGGUGACUAUCUCCGUCUUUGCCGAUGCGCCCUUACCGCCCGAUCGUACCUACUGGCUGCAGGACAAGGGAUUCACGGGCAAAACGGGCAUGAAAGCCAAGGCUCUCAUGCGGUUGAAUGAUGAUUGGCUUGAUCUGACCCCAACCCUGGCUCUGCGUCCUGACCAGGUGAAUCCCAACGAUGAACGAGCAUGGCAGCGAGACCUCUCUAAAUUCCGCAAAAAGGCGCCAUCCCGAAUCAGAGAUAAGCACAUCCUGCGCGAGACCGUCGUGGCACGUGUCCCCGCAGAAGCCGAAGAUGGAUAUUAUUCGAUUCUGCUCUGCCAUGGCCCAAAGAAGAAGGUCUUAUGCACUAGCCCUACUUUUAGGAUAAUGUCUACUUCCAUGGAUCCUAGUUCCAUUCGGGGUGCGAGUCUCAGUACCCUCCCCUUAGAACUAGGGGCGAUGGCUAUCGGCGGCUAUGCUCAAACUCUCAGUGAAAGGGUGCUCAACCCGGUUACAAGCGUGGUACAGCCAUACCUACCCGGAGUUAUUACACAGACGGCAGCAGAAACGGCAUACGCCGUGAAGGAGGAUGCAUUUGCCGAUGCGAAUGAUCAAUAUGCUCAAGUUCGCGGUGAUAGUGAAGUCGAUAUCCAGCAGGGUCCUCUCCCACCAUACCCGCUAAAUUUCCGUUCCUUGGCCGAAAUGCCUGGUGACCAUGAACAUAUGAGGAUGCCAAGGAUGACUCUUGUCAAGCCCCCGGAACAGACUCUUCGACGACUCCACGGCUACUAUUUUGGCUGGGCUCGACUGGAGAACAGCACUUCCAAGCAACAGCCUCCAGGUCGAUGGAUUCAAGUAGUUCUCUCCGUGCUGAAGAUUGAUCUCUCUCAAUUGGCUCGCGUUAGUAUGUCUGAUGCUCUGAAACGAGUUGCGACGCUGCGUUUCUUGGAUGAUGUGAACCUUCCAGGACAGGCAAAGGUCGAAGUGCGCAUCCUAGGAUUUAUUCGCCCCGACUCACAUUCUCCUGAUGCCUCAGGCCCAAAACCGGUAUCAGCAGAGGAUCAAAUGAUGGCCGAGGCGACAGACGCUUCCAUUGCCCUCAAUGUUUUAAACCACCCAGCCUGGGGCCCGGAUUCUCGGCCACAGAAUACGUCCUUAACGGACCGGUAUGGGAGUCUGCAACUACGUGGACAACAGUUCUUUGAACGAGUCCCAUUGCACAAAGUGGGAAUUCGCAAGCCUGGAGAUGACCUGAAGGACAAACAGUUGACAGUUAAUGGAUUUUACAUAAAGCGAGGGUAGUAGAUGGCGUUGUCAUCCUUGAGAAUUUUGCGAAGCAUAGAAUUGGUAUUGCCACUCAUCUAUAAGAGGGCAUAUUUUCUGUACGGUACAUCUUGGAAUGUUUCAGAAUUGAACAAGGCUCUUCUUUCACCUUGCUUCUCUUUGCUGAAACCCCCAUUCUCAGACCAGAUUCUGCUAUGCAUAUCUUAUCUUUUGCCAAGAAGGGCCUUCGGACUAUCCCCAAUGGAAAGCUUCCUUGACCCUUACCCAACACGGCCAUUGUACCUACAAUCAACCGCCAUGGCACAUAGCGCAAAUUCAUCAACGCCAUCAUGUAAAAUGGAAACUUGUGAUUCAAGGCAGGCAGUCGUGUCCGCUCUCAUGGUGUUAUCCAUCUAUCUCCGUUACAUGUCUACCAGAGUCCAUCAAGGCACACACGGAGAAAGCUCAUCAAAGCUUCCAAUGAGGCAGGUAUCUAUAUCUGUCAUUCCCCCGCAGGAUCUGACGGACAGACUCUUGAGCCGUGUAGAUAAGGUACAUACUCUCGUCUCGUCUCUUUCUCGAUAUCCCAUGGCUAUCUUCAUCCUAUCAGCAGCUUGCCCUGGUCGCCUAUCAUUCAUCUCAUUGUCAUCUUGCGCCAUGCGCCAUCUACGCUAAGGAUGUCUACAGGGAGAACGAUUCCAGAACAAUAUCAAUUACACGAACCCGGUCGAUUUCUGAGCUCUCCGGGUGGUAGGACAUACUUCUUUGGGCAUAUUCAGCCGAUUGCAUCGUCGCUUGGGCCUUGGCAUAUAGUGAUUUCGUAGAUAACAGCCCCGUUGUCGGGCAAUUCCAAGCGAUAAUUUCUUCUGAACUGAUUGAAUAUCUUAAGUGCCAAGCUAAAAGACGAGGAGAAUCGAAAUUACUAAGUGGUCGAUAUAAAGGGAUGCUCUGUAUUUUCCAGUUCUCAGUUAGGAUAUCCACCCGCAGAGCUACGGUGCAAGAUGAGAAUUUCCCCGGCAUGCCUCUCACUCCCAUCCUGCCUGCUGCUUGUCAGCUUGGCGGUUGAUGUGGUUGCUAGUCCAAACCCUCUACCCAAGUCCAGAUGGGUACGCCAGGGUCGAGGGCGUAAGCCUUCCACGCAUAACCUGCAGACCCGGGAUGCGGAAUGCGUCGAGAACAAUGCCACCCAUAUUGCAGCUCCGUUUCAGAAUGUCUGGGACGAACUAUCCAAUGUUGAGGCAGCCUCGGUUGUGCAGUGGCUCUUUCAACAGCCAGAGCUCAACCUCACAGUCAGUGACGAUGCUGGCCCCUGGGACAACACCAUCCAGCUGGUUGAGUUGAUGCGACCCAACAAAACCGAUGUCCUACAGUAUCUCGAUCAUUCAGGCUCUCCUCCAG